AAUUAAGCUGUGGAGUUAUAUAUACUGAAAUGGGUGUUUUUGAGGUGGAUCUAAUACCGCAGUCCACAAUUCACAACAAUUUGUUUAGUGACUGUUUGAAGCUACAGUGUUCUAGUCCCCUGUUCAAGCAGGAGACCCUCUACCAUUCAAGACAAGUGGUUGUUCAGUCUUUUCUUAAAAACCCCCAAUGAUGGAGCACCCACAAUUUCUGGUGGCAAGUCGUUCCCCUGGUUAAUUGUUCUCACUGUCAAGAAAUUUCUCCUUAAUUCCAGGUUGCUCCUCUCCUUGAUUAGCUUCGAUCCGUUGCUUCUUCUCCUGCCUUCAGGUGCUUUGGAGAAUAGGUUGACCCUCCACACUUCUUUGUGGCAGCCCCUUAGAUAUUGGAAGACUGUCAUCCUCUAAUCCUUCUUUUCAUUAAACUAGACAUGCCCAAUUCCAGCAACCGUUCGAUCCCGGUGCGAUUUCUAUCCAGCAGAGAGCAGUGUCUGUUUCCCAAGAGACUGUACGCUCAGUUUUGCCCCUUGCACAAUAAACGUGCCCCGUUCGCGGCUCGAAUCCAGAACGCCUACAGUUGGGUCAGCAGCUGGUGCUCCGGAGGGUCACUUCAAGGAGGAGCUGUGGAUUCAAUGGUUAAAGCUUAACCCAUGCUCAGAGACUAAAGGGGCUGUCAGCAGCACAUUUUGUUCUCACAAAUAUCCCUGCCCCAACCUGGGCUGCCGUGUGUGCGUGUCUCUCUCUCUCUCUCUCUCUCUCUCUCUCUCCCUCCUCCCUGUUUGCUCUUCCCUGUAACCGUGUAACCGAAACUCAACGGGUAAGAGAUCGGCGUGGAGGAGCGAUGGCUGCUUGGGAGUGUUGAGAAGAGAGAUUGGGCAAGGAAGGAAGAUCUGAACAUGCUUGUGGCUUCUUGGAGGGAACUGGACCUGCACAACAAGAUGUUCUUCCACAGAUCUUCUGCUAGAACAGUGUUUCACAACCUUUAGUGACUUUAGUGAUGUGGAUGCCAACUCCCAGAAUUACUGCGGCGUCAAAAAAGUGACUUAUGACCGUUUUUCACACUUAAGACUGUUGUGUCUGCACCCCCAGGGUCAUGUGAUUUACAUUCAGAUCAGUAGUGGGAUUCUGCCAGUUCUACCCGGUUCAGGUAAACCCACCCUCCGCUGACCCACCCGGACUUCAUUACGUCCUUUUUUUAAUGCUCUGUGCAUGCGCAGAAGGUCCUGAGCAUGCGCGGGGAGGUGGUUGCUCACAUUUGUGAACCGGUAGUUAAGUCAGUACCACCCCUGAUUCAGAUGCUUAGCAACCGACUCAUACAUAUUACGGUCGCAGUGUCCCAGGGUCAUAUGAUCCCCCUUUUAUGACCUGGCAAGCCAAGUCCACGGGAAGCCAGAUUCCCUUUAACUACCGUGUUCCUAACUUGUCAACUUGCAGGGAUUCGCUUACCAACCGCGGCAGGACAGUCAUAAAACGGAACUAAACUCAACUUAUUAAAGUUACCCUCGCUCAGCCACAAAAAUGAACUGAGUUUCCCUUAGCCAUAAAACCCCCCGGGGGGGGGGGCUUCCGUUGUGAUGGUAACCCUCUAAGGACCACCUGUGCUCCUUCAAGCCCUCUGGAGCUGGGCCGCCCUUUUGCAAAAUCACUGGAGGCAAAGACUUCAGAAUGGGACCUCAGAGGUCUUCUAGUCCAGCCCCCUGCUCAAGCAGGAGAACGUCUUACCAUUUUAGAUAAGUGACUGUCUCUUCUUCAAAAAAACCCUCCAGCGAUGAAAUCUACCCAGCCGGCUUCUCUGUGACUGCCUCCCUCUGGCCGAACUUCAGCCUCCCAUCUGGAAAAGGGGAUGGGCAGGUAUCUCCCCCCCCCCGAGGGGGCGUGGCUUCUCCUCCAGCUGUUGGUGGCCCAUGUGCUUUGAACACCUUGGAGAAGAGAGCAGUGACCGGCUGGGAAGGGCGGGGAAGUGCUGGUGGGCUCUCAGGGCAGGGGGGGGAGUGGGCUUUAUAACUUGGCAGGCGGUGACUCAGCCGUGUCCAGUCCGGGUCCCCUUCGUCUUGCUUUUUUGGGGAGGGGGCUGCAGAAACCUCGGUGGGGAGAACUGAAGAGUCUGCCAACGCCAUGCAACCUCCUGAGCUUUGGCUACUGCUCUUCCUCCUACAACUGACAGCAUCUUUUCGGUCUCCGUUCCUCAUCUCGGAGGGUGACCAGGAGCGGCUGCCAUGCCCGGCCGAGUGCCCCCCCCACGAACACGGCCGCCCCCUGUGUGCCUCCGACGGGAAGUUUUAUAUGUCGCUCUGCGCCUUCCAGGAAGCCCGAUGUGAACGUCCCAACCUGCAGGUCUGGCCUCGUUUCCGCUGCAGAGGAGCUGCCCAGCGGGAUAACAACAGUGCCAAUUUGACUCGUUGCCAAGAAGACCGGGCGACUGCCCUCGCCAAAUCCCGGCGCCAGGCCCACGCCCUGUACGUGCCCGAAUGUAGUGAGAACGGCGCUUUCCUGGAGGUCCAGUGCCAUAAACAGACCGGCUACUGUUGGUGCUCUACCCCGCAAGGGAAGCCCAUCGCGGGAACGUCUGCCCUGAACCAAGCACCCAAUUGCACAGGAAUGAAUUCGGUGGGAACUUCAUGGCAAGAUGCCCAUUCUUCUAAGCGAGAAGAAGGUGUCGCCCCCAGGCCUACUCAGCCAAGCCCUGUGCCCCGCAGGCAGCCAGAAGGCACCACCCUGCCUUUCCUGAUUCCCAUCAUCCUUCCGGAUUUCAAGACCAACCACACGGCGAAACCGGCUCAAGAAUAUCCGCCGUCGUGCGAACAGGAACGGCGGGAAGCCAUCCACGAGGCCCGCCAGCACCAACAGGAGGGCACCUUCAUCCCAGAGUGCGAAGGCGAUGGCACCUACAAGGAAGUGCAAUGUCACCAAGCCACAGGCUACUGCUGGUGCGUGCGAGUGGUCAGCGGCCGCCCCAUCCCAGGGACCUCCACCCGAAACUUUCCUCCGGACUGUGAAGCUGAUACAGCUACCAAGAGCACGGAACUAGGGUCCUUGUUCCGAGAUCGGAUCCUGCCAGGUUGUCCCGGGUCAAAGAAAACGCAGUUCCUUACCCAACUGAUCAAAGCGUUGAGUUCUCACAUGCUGCAAUCGAGGCUGAUGACCAUUCCGUACCGCAGGUUUCCGGAUUCCUUGGCAGCUCCCAGCCUGGAAGACCGGGCCGUGCGCUGGCAGUUCACCCACCUGGACCGAGACUUCAGCAACGGCGUGAGCGAGCGGGAGUUGCGUCCCUUCAAGCUGUACAUGAAGCAAAACGCCCGGCCCAAACGUUGCGCCCGGAAGUUCCUGGAUUACUGCGAUCUCAGCGGCAACAAGUUGAUCUCGCUGCCCGAAUUCAGAGGCUGUUUGGGGCUCAGCUAACCCUCCGGUUUUCUCUCCCCAAAAUGGCAUGCAGUCUCUCUUUGUCUCUCCGAGUUCCUGCCUUCGAUUGCUGACUGACCUUCUGCACUUUAAAAAGGUGGACUGGAUUUUCUGCCAAGAAUUAUGAGGAUAUUUUUUUUUUCUGGCAGCGGGGAAGAAUGAGCAGAAUUGGUGACGGCAAAGCCCACCCACUCAUUCCCCCCCCCCCGGUUUUUGCCUCCUUUCGCUUUAAAAACAUAGAUUAAAAAGGUAAUCCGCGGCCUUCCUAGAUUUUGUUAAUAAUGAUGAUUAUUUUAAUCCUCGCUUUAUUUGUAUGGUGUCCUUGGAAAGGGAAAAAUAUGACCGAUGGUGGCCUUUCUCUGAGCGUUUUUAAAAAGAUGUAUGUUUUGGGGUUUUUUUUUUGUUUGUUGGUUUUUUUAAUAAAAGGGCGAUUCGUCUUCUAAGCCCCUGGCGCUGGGGAAAACAAUAAGCCGGAUUUUAGAACCAACUCUAGUCUUAUCUGCGUGGGCUCUUUGAAUCAAUAAAUUAUAUACAAGGAAGAAAUGGAUGCUCUUUUAAAUGUUGUUUUCUGGUUUCCAUUUAAUGGGUUUAGCCUGCCUUCCACAACCUGGGCUCUGUGCUGUG
Messenger RNA from Ahaetulla prasina, 4017 nucleotides. Its product is annotated as SPARC-related modular calcium-binding protein 1-like. The transcript is spliced from 12 exons. Gene Ontology annotation, biological process: extracellular matrix organization. The record is from RefSeq and is a predicted model, not a curated record. Lineage: Eukaryota; Metazoa; Chordata; Lepidosauria; Squamata; Colubridae. The coding region runs from base 2110 to 3393 and encodes 427 amino acids. Gene Ontology annotation, molecular function: calcium ion binding; heparin binding; extracellular matrix binding. Gene Ontology annotation, cellular component: basement membrane.